This is a messenger RNA of Mesocestoides corti, 252 nucleotides long. The record is from the annotation of a GenBank genome assembly. NCBI's taxonomy places the organism in Eukaryota, Metazoa, Platyhelminthes, Cestoda, Cyclophyllidea, Mesocestoididae.
AUGGGAGUUGGAACCUGUGUUCGACUGCAUCCAGUUCUCCUGAUGAUCAUCAGUCUGCGACAUGCUGCCCCCACAAUAUUGAUCAACAACGGCACGCACGCACGCACGCACUCACACAACAAAACUUGUCUGAGCAGUCCAGUAAGUGGUCGUGUCUGGCCGUCGCCUGUCUUCUCGCCUGUUCUGGUUCAGCACUCGCUUCUGAACCUCCACGUCCGCGGACAUCACCAGCCCAUUUCACUCGCGCCAUGA